GUCACACGCCGCGGCGCGAGUCAAGGGCCGCCGGAUCUUUUCUCCGCUGGAAAGGAUUAGUCUGGGCGCGGGGCCUUGGCGGCGGGUCUAGGAGCGGCAGCGCGCCGCUCACACUCAUGAGGAGCCGGAAGCUGGCAGGUGGAGUGCGGUCCUCUGCGCGCCUCCGAGCCCGGAGCUGCUCAGCUGCGUCAGCCUCAGCCCAGGACACGCACGUCGCCACGUCUGCCCGGACAGCAUGUCAGACUCCCUCAUCACACAAAGCCACCGACAGGCGGACGUCCAAGAAGUUCAAGUAUGACAAAGGUCACCUUGUGAAGUCAGAACUCCAAAAACACGGGAGUGACAGCGCUGCCACGCCAUCCGAGACCCCAGGUACACACGAAUCUUUGGUGUCGACCGAGGAUGGGGCAUCGCUUCUGGGAAAGGAAGCUGGCGGCUCCGCUCCUCGGGGGACAGCUAGUCCCCUCCCGGGGCGCUGCGGAACCAAGAGCGAUGCCAGCCCGGCAGAGACUGAGGACGAGCCGCCCCCACCGAGACAUGCGGCCCCUGUGGGAGGAGAGUCCAACGGUAGCUGUCCCGCUAGGGACGGGGCGGCGCUGGACCUGGAGCAGGGCCCCGCGGCCCCACUGCUCAUGGACGGCAGCGCCCUACUGGACGACGACAGCAACCAGCCAAUGCCUGUGAGCCGCUUCUUUGGAAACGUGGAGCUCAUGCAGGACCUCCCGCCAGUGUCUUCAUCCUGCCCUUCCAUGAGCAGACGCGAAUUUCGGAAAAUGCAUUUCAGAGCCAAAGACGACGAUGAGGAUGACGCCGAUGAUGCGGAAACGUAGAGGGUGAGAGGCACAGGCUGAUUUCUGCACGUCUAGUACUGUUGACAGUGAUUCUUUUGCAGAUUAUGGGGUUUAUUCAAAAUACAUCUCCAAGAGGACGUGCUGGUAAUCGGCACUGACCCACAGAGGUGGGCAGUCCCUGCGGGAGGCUGGUGCACAGGGGCUAAAUGACCUCGGGGAUAAAGCUGCUGUUUCCACAGUGAUGUGUUUUCUCCCAUCUCUACACGUGGUGGUGGGUUAAGCCAACUUCUCUCAUAAAUGAGAGACAUUUCUGUCAAGAAAACUCUUCACUCAAGCUCUCUAGUUUUGAUAACAUGCAGGUUUAUUUUCCAUAAUCAAAAUUUGAUCAUUCUUAUGACUGAUUCAAUGCCAGUUCUUAAAGAACUUUCCUUUAUUUCUGUACACAAAGUUUAUGUUUACCUUGGACAUUUAGCAACAUCCAUAUGAAAAAGAAAUAAAAUAUAUUUUGAAAAUGUU
This is a messenger RNA of Dama dama (fallow deer), 1307 nucleotides long. RefSeq names its product chromosome 14 C1orf174 homolog (gene C14H1orf174). Bases 117 to 830 code for a protein of 237 amino acids. The record is from RefSeq and is a predicted model, not a curated record. The transcript has 4 exons. Lineage: Eukaryota; Metazoa; Chordata; Mammalia; Artiodactyla; Cervidae.